Juglans regia (Persian walnut) is the source of this 1369-nucleotide messenger RNA. RefSeq names its product acyl-protein thioesterase 2-like. Bases 354 to 1136 code for a protein of 260 amino acids. NCBI's taxonomy places the organism in Eukaryota, Viridiplantae, Streptophyta, Magnoliopsida, Fagales, Juglandaceae. Gene Ontology annotation, molecular function: hydrolase activity. The transcript has 10 exons. The record is from RefSeq and is a predicted model, not a curated record.
UGUGAAAGGAUAGUUUCUUUUAUUAACCUGGAUUAUUCUCUCGUUUUCAGUAAUAUUCUCUCAGUUGUUGGUAUUAGCUUUAUUAUCUUCUGGCCAGUGCCCACAAAGCAUAGAUUCUCUUUAUGAUGCAAAACCUGAGCUCUCUCUCCCAGUUGGGUGGCUUGGGAAUGGAUGAAUGUGCUCUGCCGCUGCUUGGAUUCUCUCUGCUCACAAAAGAUUUCCUGCUUUUGUCCUUGCCUUUUUACCUUUCCUUUUCAUGGAUGCCUACACCUUUUCUGGGUUUCACGUACCUCUCCUCCGUCAUUUGCUGCUAUAUGUGGACUGUAUUUAGUGCAGAUUGCUGAACCGUGAAUAUGAGCUACAAUACGCAUUACAACAUGGGUUCUGGUAGUCGAACUGCAAGGACAUUUGAGUUUGGAAGGACACAUGUAGUGCGCCCCAAAGGAAAACACCAGGCCACUAUAGUUUGGCUUCAUGGACUCAGUGAUAAUGGCUCAAGUGCUUCCCAGCUCUUAGAAUCCCUUCCUCUUCCGAAUAUUAAAUGGAUCUGCCCAACUGCACCCACACGUCCUGUUACAUUGCUUGGUGGUUUUCCUUGCACUGCAUGGUUUGAUGCGGGAGAGCUCUCAGAAGAUGGUUCAGAUGAUUGGGAAGCUUUAGAUGCUUCAGCAGCACAUAUUGCAAACUUGUUGUCAACAGAGCCAGCUGAUGUUAAGGUUGGUAUUGGAGGCUUCAGUAUGGGUGCUGCAAUGGCCCUAUACUCUGCAACUUGCUAUGCUCUCGGGAGAUAUGGAAACGGUAACCCAUAUCCUGUCAACCUAAGGGCAAUUAUUGGACUAAGCGGAUGGCUUCCAGGGGGAAGGAGCUUAAGAAGCAAAAUACAAAGUUCACAUGAGGCUGCAAGGCGUGCUGCUGCCUUACCAAUUUUACUAUGUCAUGGGACAGGCGAUGAUGCUGUCCUCUAUAAAUACGGGGAAAAAUCAGCCCAAUCCUUAAGUUCAGCAGGAUUUCACCACCUUGCAUUCAAAUCCUAUGAGGGGCUUGGUCAUUACACAGUACCUGCAGAGAUGGACGAAAUCUGCCAUUGGCUGACCCCAAAACUGGCGCUCGAAGGGACUCGCCCGAGGCGGAACUAGUAGUUGGAGCUAGUGAUCAGUAUGAGGAAUAAAAUUUUGAAAGGAGAACAGGUUUUGAGUGCACUGUGUACGAGUACUAGGUAGUACAACAUAGUAUUAUGGAGCAUGGGGUAUAUUGGUAUAGUUAAGAUAAAUAAUCUCUCUCAUUCCUUAGCCUCUUCUCUUGUCCUAAAUGAAAAAGUUUGGAUGUAGCUCACUAUUUUCAUUCUAGUUUCUUUUGCUUUUCAUAUCAA